This is a messenger RNA of Dicrocoelium dendriticum, 399 nucleotides long. NCBI's taxonomy places the organism in Eukaryota, Metazoa, Platyhelminthes, Trematoda, Plagiorchiida, Dicrocoeliidae. The record is from the annotation of a GenBank genome assembly.
AUGCGCAACUUCACAUGGUUAUCAACUUCGUUCUUUAAGGAACCCAAGGCGGCUUUGGCCUCAUCAAAAGAGCUAAUCCUUUUCGCGAACAAACGUUUAGAAGCGAAUGAAAUACUCCUGUUCGGUCAUCGGUUAACAGCUCACGAAGCUCACUCCAGUGGCCUGGUCACACAUGUUGUCCCCCACUCAGAAUUCCCACUCGAAUGCGACAAGCUGCUGAAGGAGAUGGUGCAGCUACCUCCACAGUCUCUGCUCUACUCCAAGGAGCUCAUGCGGGUUCGUGAUCGCGAACGGCUACAUGCUGUCAACAAUUUGGAAUGUGACCGUCUCAUGGAACGAUGGACUGGCCCCGAGUGCGUUCAGGCAGUGACUAACUUUUUCCAACGAGACAAGCGAUGA